Messenger RNA from Bradysia coprophila, 1404 nucleotides. RefSeq names its product vitellogenin-3-like. Gene Ontology annotation, biological process: lipid transport. The record is from RefSeq and is a predicted model, not a curated record. Lineage: Eukaryota; Metazoa; Arthropoda; Insecta; Diptera; Sciaridae. Gene Ontology annotation, molecular function: lipid carrier activity.
CAUGCAGUGGUUCCGAUCACUAUUGAUUAUUGUUUUGAUUGGCCUGGUAUCUGUCGAUGGUGCGUGGAAACAAAAUCAAGAGUACAAUUACAAUGUUUAUACAAAGACUCUUUCGGCAUCAAAGGACGAAACAUGGCAUGGUGUGAUUUUCCGAGCUCGUUUGACCAUUCGUCCCGAAUCAGAUGAACUACUAAUUGGAAAAUUUAGCCGACCGCAGUAUGCAAAACUUCAAACAUCGACAAGGCGCGCAGAUUCGGAUGUGAACGACUUGCAUUACAACGAUCUUCCCAUGGAGCAACCAUUCAAUAUUGUCUUGAAAAAUGGAGUUGUUAAAGCGUUGCUUGUUAAUCGUCGAUUGAAUGAGGACCAAGUGAAUCAAUUGAAGUUCGUCGUCAAAUCGGUCAUGAACCAGCUUCGACUUGACAGAAGUGCUCCAUACCAAAUGGACGGCGACAAUGCUGCAUACAACGUAAACGAGGAAACUAUGUUUGGGAACUGUGCAACGGUUUACGAAAUUUCGCCAUUGCCACACUAUUUGGCUCAGUCCAGCCGUGAUCUGGUUCCAUUACUCCGAUUACAAAAUCAAGAACAAUAUAUCGACGUCGUCAAGAGCAGAGAUUAUACCAAAUGCUUCCAGCGAAGAGACUCGGAGAGACUCCCUAUCUCAAAUAGAGUUCCAAUAGUCACUGAAGUUAACCGCAUCAUCCUAUCGGGUUCACUAAAUGAUUACACUGUGCAAUCGUCAGUCUCAACUUUGAAAACGGCUGACCGUGCAAGUGGGCGGCUCAAAACAAUAUCCAAUGUCAAUUUAACAUUGGAAUCAUUGGAUACCAACACCAGAUAUUCUCCAAUCCAGGUGGAUGCUCUGAUGGACGUUGAAAACGACUAUCCACCAAGGACUUCGCGUAAAACUCUUCAAAAUGUUCGUAUGAUAAGGACUUCCCCACGGGAAAAUCUUCCAGAUGAAAAUGGUGAAAUACGGUUGUCCAGUUGUUGGAAAUGGUUCCCUUCUACUGACACAGUUUGCUACGGCGAUUUUGGUGCUGAGUGGGAAGGUGUUGAACGAGCUGGAACGUGCGGUUUUCUAAGCCUUGGAAAGAAGGCAAAGUGUCAACGUUCAUUUCCCGGAUGUGAAGCAACAGCCUGUCAUUCAUUCUUUGCACAAGAUUUGUGUAGCGAGUUCGAUGGUCGUCUUCCCGUCAAAAGAGGUGGAAUCGAUAAUUGUGCCCCGGGAUUCUGGAGAAGGAGGUGUUGUCCGAAUUAACAUAAGAAGGUUAUACGCGAUGUGAAAGCUUCGUUGUGAAAAAAGCAGAGUAUGAAGGUUCAGAUUUUUUUAAAGCACAUUUUCUGAAUAAGCAAUAGCAAUUUUCCCAGUAUUUGCAAAUCGAAAUUAAAAUUAGUUGC